UCAACCGUUAGACUGUCUGUUGGGUAUCCGUCGACCGGUACGGAGGGACUUCCCGCGGUCCUUUCCCGCUUCGUAUACACGGUAUAUUAGGGUUGGCGGUUAAAAAUGUUAACACUUACCUCCGAGCGUCGUACCCAACAGGACCCUUUACGCCGAAAUGCCUUUCAACGCUGAAACUGACAAGGAAAAUGUUGGGGAAAACAUGUCUAACCUGUAUAUAAGCAAGACUUCUGAGAAGGUCCAUUCCAAGAACGCACUCCACGAGAACAAAAACAAUACUAACGUACACAAAAAGGAAAAGGAUGUUGGUUCUGAGAAAGCCGUGUGUACGUACAAUCCUCAGUUGGAGCCGCUUCUUCGCGACAACCCCAGGAGGUUUGUCAUGUUUCCGAUCGAGUACCACGACAUAUGGAGAAUGUACAAAAAGGCCGAAGCAUCGUUUUGGACAGUAGAAGAAGUCGAUCUUUCAAAGGAUAUUGAACAUUGGGAGAACUUGAAGCCUGAUGAGAGGCACUUUUUAUCGCAUGUUUUAGCAUUUUUCGCUGCAUCGGACGGGAUUGUAAAUGAAAAUCUUGUCGAACGGUUUUCUCAAGAAGUCCAAGUGACUGAAGCGAGGUGUUUCUACGGUUUUCAGAUCGCAAUAGAAAAUAUCCAUUCCGAAAUGUAUUCACUUCUAAUCGAUACUUACAUCCGUGACCCGAAAGAGAGAGACUACCUGUUCAAUGCAAUCGAAACCAUGGAGUGUGUUAAGAAGAAGGCAGAAUGGGCAUUGUCAUGGAUCUCAAGCGAUAAAGCGACCUUCGGCGAGCGAGUCGUGGCUUUUGCCGCCGUCGAGGGAAUCUUUUUCUCCGGCAGUUUCGCCGCGAUAUUCUGGAUGAAAAAACGUGGCCUUCUACCUGGGCUGACUUUCAGCAACGAAUUGAUUUCCAGAGAUGAGGGUCUCCAUUGUGAUUUUGCGUGCCUCAUGUUCAAACAUUUGGUACAGAAACCUGACGUAGCUAGAAUCUCGUCCAUCGUGGCUGACGCUGUUACCAUCGAGCAAGAGUUCCUUACCGAAGCACUCCCAGUUGCUAUGAUCGGAAUGAACUGUGAUCUCAUGAAACAGUAUAUAGAGUUUGUUGCAGAUAGACUCCUCGUCGAAUUAAAUUGUCCAAAGAAAUACAAUUCUGUGAACCCGUUCGACUUUAUGGAACACAUCUCUCUCGAAGGAAAGACAAACUUUUUCGAGAAGAAAGUUGGGGAAUACCAAAAAGCCGGUGUUAUGGCUAGAAAAGAGGAUAAUGUCUUUACGCUUGAUGCAGAUUUUUAAUCUAGUUUUUAAAAUACCAAAAAAA
Cimex lectularius (bed bug) is the source of this 1334-nucleotide messenger RNA. RefSeq names its product ribonucleoside-diphosphate reductase subunit M2 B (gene RnrS). The coding region runs from base 158 to 1309 and encodes 383 amino acids. Gene Ontology annotation, molecular function: ribonucleoside-diphosphate reductase activity, thioredoxin disulfide as acceptor. The transcript has 7 exons. The record is from RefSeq and is a predicted model, not a curated record. Gene Ontology annotation, cellular component: cytosol. Gene Ontology annotation, biological process: deoxyribonucleotide biosynthetic process. NCBI's taxonomy places the organism in Eukaryota, Metazoa, Arthropoda, Insecta, Hemiptera, Cimicidae.